Opisthocomus hoazin is the source of this 1197-nucleotide messenger RNA. Lineage: Eukaryota; Metazoa; Chordata; Aves; Opisthocomiformes; Opisthocomidae. The record is from RefSeq and is a predicted model, not a curated record.
ACUGUGUGCUCAUUUUGGAUCAUCUUCUUGUUUUCAACGUUGCUGCUGCUGUUUGGCUUGCUGUCAUCAGGACUUCCUUGAGAUUUUCCCCAAAAGGACCCUACACUCCACCCAUAGGACUGCACUGUAAAGAGGUUUUUUUCUUCAAAAUUGUGGUGAAAAAUGAAUGGCCCAGCUGAUCCCUCAAACCCACUCUUCAAUUGCUCAAACCCAUCAAAUUUCUCUUUGGAAACUUCAGAGCGAUGUGGCAAAGAGACACACCUCGAGAACAUCCUUUUUGCCACUUUCUACUUCCUGGACUUCAUCCUGGCAGUUGUUGGCAAUGCCCUGGCUCUUUGGCUCUUCAUCCGGGACCAAAAGUCAGGCACACCUGCCAACAUUUUCCUGAUGCACCUUGCUGUGGCUGACCUGUCCUUUGUGCUGGUACUUCCCACCCGGCUGGUGUACCAUUUUUCUGGUAAUCACUGGCCAUUUGGUGAGAUUCCAUGCAGACUCACUGGCUUCCUUUUUUACCUUAACAUGUAUGCCAGCAUCUACUUCCUCAUGUGUAUCAGCGUGGACCGUUUCCUAGCCAUUGUGCACCCUGUAAAGUCCAUCAAGCUCCGCAGGUCCCUUUAUGCCCAUUUGGCUUGUGCCUUCCUAUGGGUUAUUGUUGGGGUUGCGAUGGCACCUCUGCUGCUCAGUGUGCAGACAGUCGAGAUGAACAACACAACCAUCUGCCUGCAGCUCUACAGAGAAAAGGCAUCACGUCAUGCUCUUGUGUCCUUAGCAGUGGCAUUCACCUUCCCAUUUGUUACUACUGUGACUUGUUACUUAUUAAUCAUCCAGAGCCUGAAGAGUGGGAACAGAAUUGAGAAACACCUGAAGGAAAAAGCUAUCAAAAUGAUCAUCAUGGUCCUGAUGAUCUUUCUGGUUUGCUUUGUACCUUAUCAUGUCAAUCGCUACAUUUAUAUUCUCCAUUACAAUGGAACCCAAACGUCCUGUGAAACACAGCGUAUUCUAGCUCUCAGUAACCGCAUCACUUCCUGCCUCACGAGUCUAAACGGUGCCUUUGACCCAGUCAUGUAUUUCUUUGUGGCUGAGAAAUUCCGUGAGGCUUUGUGCAAUCUCUUUUGUGUUAAGAAGACUGUAAUGUUGCCUCAAACGUAUGAGGGUAAGACAAAUGAAAGCUCACUAAGUGCUAAAUCGGAACUGUGA